Molecule: messenger RNA, 1590 nt
Organism: Rhizoctonia solani
Lineage: Eukaryota; Fungi; Basidiomycota; Agaricomycetes; Cantharellales; Ceratobasidiaceae
Product: Lipase
Exons: 16
Coding region: 1-1590 (529 amino acids)
Biological process (GO): tRNA 3'-end processing; lipid metabolic process; tRNA 5'-leader removal
Cellular component (GO): ribonuclease MRP complex; multimeric ribonuclease P complex
Molecular function (GO): ribonuclease MRP activity; ribonuclease P activity
Source: RefSeq, a predicted model, not a curated record
AUGGCUAUUCUGAGUGUUUUACUGUUCGCCGGUGUUGCUAUUGGCGCACCGACCUUGGUGGAUCGGAGCACCACUGUUUCGAUCAUGUCAGCUGGGCUAUCUCUACGUAUGCCCCUUACGCUAGCCUGGCUUCUGCAGCCUACUGUAGCACUGCGAAUACCUGGACUUGCGAAUUUGCCUGGUUUCGUUCCUUAUGCAACCGGUGGAGAUGGUGAUUCUGUGCCUAAAUGUAAGGUACGUUGGUUGGUGGCCUGCUCAGCUACAGUAGUCGUUGGUCACCAGGGGACCAACCCCGCUCAACUAGAGUCGCUCCUGACCGAUGCUGAGGUAGUUCGGGACAACCUUUCUUCAUCUUUGUUCCCAGGCGUGUCGAGUUCAGUCAAGAUCAAUCUGCCUCCGACCGUUUCGAUCAAAGCCGUCACAUUUGGACUCCCCAGGGUCGGGAACCAAGCGUUCGCAGACCUAAUUGACUCACAAAUCACGGACUUUUCAUAUGUGACAAAUGAAAAGGAUCUCGUCCCGAUCCUCCCAGGCCGUUUCCUCGGAUAUGUUCACUCAAGCGGCGAGAAACAUAUAGUUUCUGCCGGCUCCUGGUAUGCUUGCGUCGGCCCAAUCCCCAGCUCACCCAAUCGUGCCGACGCAAUGAACGUCCCGUCUCUGCCGAAGAUGCCCCUCAAACUUCACACAGGCUCAGAUUCAGAUGAUAUACCAUUGCCAAAGAUGUUCACCCGACGGCUGGAUAUUAUUAUCCCAGCGCAUAGUGCCCAGGAAGCCCGACUCGGCGCGCAGGUCGCCAGGUACGCGAUCACAUCGGGCGUUCGGCUUGUCGACGUUCUAUCUUCCUACACGGCCGAAGAGGCUAGGAUAUAUGCGGACAUGACCAUGAGUGCUCAGGACGAGGAAGAGGCGUGGUGCAUCGAUGGACAACUAGGAAUGUUUACCUUGAAAGUACCUAAAGAAGUAUAUCAGUCACUGGGAAUCACCGGAAAGGAUGUGAGUGGCGCAUAUAUUAUCCAAGUUGAUCUCAAAGAUAAGACAACCAAGCUAUACUCUCAUGCAAAGGACGCAAUUGAGAAGUGGGACAAGAAAUGGGAUGUGUGGACUGUUGAAGGUAUGAAUGUAGCCGAUCGACCGACGACGACACUAGAACAUAGAGUGAAGAAUACCGAACCUGAAAUUAUGAUCCUCAAGGAUGUGCUGGUGCCUACUGGGCUACCUUCGGAGGACGAUGAAGACGAGGUAUGGGCCGAAAUGUUCGAGUGGAUAGGCAUGUGUACGAUUGGUGCAAGCGGCUCCCCAAGAAUCAGCUCUACGAACCAGGUUAACCCCUAUAUCUCAAGUUACUCGGCACCAGAAGGAUCUAAAACAGGCUCGUUAACUCGGUUCCGUUGGGAGGGGCCAUUGUCCCAUAAAUUCGUUCAAGAUACUCUUCAAGUGGCGAGAGAAGGCAACCCAACAGAAUUAGUCGCGUUCUCAAUGUCGGCUUUUGAUCAUGUGCCUUGUUAUGCAUCCAAGUCGCGAUGCAAGGCAUGUGCAGGAGUGUUUUGCUCAGGGGCAUGGGCUUUGGCUGAAAAUAUACCGGCGGCCUGA